Lates calcarifer (barramundi perch) is the source of this 1669-nucleotide messenger RNA. RefSeq names its product X-ray repair complementing defective repair in Chinese hamster cells 3 (gene xrcc3). Gene Ontology annotation, biological process: telomere maintenance via recombination; resolution of mitotic recombination intermediates; t-circle formation. The transcript is spliced from 7 exons. NCBI's taxonomy places the organism in Eukaryota, Metazoa, Chordata, Actinopteri, Centropomidae. Gene Ontology annotation, molecular function: ATP hydrolysis activity; ATP-dependent DNA damage sensor activity; ATP binding. Bases 141 to 1163 code for a protein of 340 amino acids. Gene Ontology annotation, cellular component: Rad51C-XRCC3 complex; replication fork. The record is from RefSeq and is a predicted model, not a curated record.
UCGACCCGGCGGUGAGUGAUGACGUCCAGUGUUCAGGCGGGUGUUUGUCUGUCGUGGAGCCGCGCGGACAGAAAAACAAACAAACAAACGGUAGAUUUAGUUGGAGAUCAGCGGCGGUUCAGCAUGUCCUUAGCCGGGAGAUGAACUGGAAUCAACUGGAACUGAACCCGAGGAUCGCAGCCACCGCGAGGAGAGCCCUGAAGUCCGUCAGGGAGGUUUUAUGUGUCUCCGGUCCGGACCUGCAGAGACUCACCGGUCUGUCCCGCUCUGACGUCCAGCAGCUGCUCGCCGCCGCCGCCGCCGCCUGCAGACGACACCCUCCAGUCCCAGCCCUCCUCCUCCAUGGCGGACAGUGUCGCAGGUUCGAGUCCGGCCUCAGACUCAGUGUGGGCUGUCCCAUCCUAGACCGGCUGCUUAGGGGGGGUCUGCCUGUGGGGGGUGUCACCGAGCUCGCUGGAGAGAGCGGAGCGGGAAAGACUCAGCUGGCUCUGCAGCUCUGCCUGUCUGUACAGUACCCCCAGCAGCACGGAGGGCUGGACUCAGGAGCUGUGUAUAUCUGCACUGAGGACUCGUUUCCCAUCAGGCGUCUACAGCAGCUGAUCAGAGAACAGUCGUCUCUUCGCCUUGACGUUCCUCCAUCACUGAUCAACAGACUCCAGUUCAGUGACCACGUUUACAUCGAACACGCCGCUGAUCUGGACUCCCUCCAGGUGUGUCUGUCCCAGCGGGUCCCCCUCCUUCUGGCUCGUGGUCUGGUCCGGCUCCUGGUCGUGGACUCGGUGGCAGCUCUGUUCAGGUCUGAGUUCCUGACUGAUGAUUGGCUGGAAAGGAACAAACAGCUGCUCACCUUAUCCUCCACACUGCACCACCUGAGCCAGGAGUUCACCACACCUGUCCUCUGCAUCAACCAGGUCACAGAUGUUUUCAACUCAUUGGACGACAGUUUGGGUCCUCCGUCCUCUGGCCUGUCACCUGCUCUGGGGUUGGCCUGGGCCAAUCAGGUGAUGGUGCGGUUGAUGAUGCAGCGUCUCCAGGGGACCAUCACCCGUGGCAACCAGAGCAGCUCCCUCCGCAGGCUGGAGGUGGUGUUCGCUCCUCACCUGGCCCGAGAUGGACAAGACGCUGCCGUGUGGAGGGAGGGAGUCCGAGGGGUCGACAGAUAAACCACAGUUUAUAAAUACAUUCAAAACUCCCUUUGAAACAUUUAUGAAAUGUUCCUGUUUACAAACACAGUGUGAGAGGUGAUGUAGGAAUAAAUUAAUCACGUAAUGUCAGAGUCUGUAUUUUAACCCUAACCCUAACCCAACACACAGACUGAGGUGUCUGAACACAUCACUGAGCUGCUUCUUUAACUGAGACUGAUCAGACUGAAAAUCACUGGUUUUCUAAUGGAACUUCUGGAUUAGGCCUUUUCACCAGAAAUCAGCUCAGUGAUCAACCUGUGUGUUUAUAUGUAAACACACGUGUGGACAGUUGACUGUGAGGCCUCAUUCUGUUUACUCUGUUCUACUCUCCUCCUGUUAAUUUCUUCUGCUAACGUCGAAUAACGAAAAUGCCGUCAUGUUUCGGUCAGUGCGCCUGCGCGGUUUGAUUUCAGUAAAGCACGGUGUAGAGUACAAUAGAUAACCGGAUGUUGCUUUGUUCCUUUUAAAAUAAAAGCGUGAAAACA